Molecule: messenger RNA, 1311 nt
Organism: Plodia interpunctella (Indianmeal moth)
Lineage: Eukaryota; Metazoa; Arthropoda; Insecta; Lepidoptera; Pyralidae
Gene: Rad23
Product: Rad23
Exons: 1
Coding region: 163-1140 (325 amino acids)
Biological process (GO): proteasome-mediated ubiquitin-dependent protein catabolic process; nucleotide-excision repair
Cellular component (GO): cytosol; nucleoplasm
Molecular function (GO): proteasome binding; polyubiquitin modification-dependent protein binding; ubiquitin binding
Source: RefSeq, a predicted model, not a curated record
GUUUUGACGUUUUGACGGAUAAUUUGAUAGAGGUUAAGUUUACUGCAUAUUUUUGUCGAGUCAGAAUUCGAAGUUAUUUUGAAGACUUAUAAAUUUAGAAUUUUGCCUGAAAUAUCAUAGUCAAGAGAAAGUGAUUCCCUACACAAAAAAUUACGGUUUACAAUGUUGGUGACUUUGAAAACAUUACAACAACAAAGCUUCCAAAUCGAAAUCGACCCAGAAGAAACUGUCAAAGCCCUGAAGCUAAAAAUUGAAGUAGAAAAGGGUAAAGAUUAUGCUGCUGAUCACCAACGCCUUAUUUACGCUGGGAAGAUUCUGCUUGACGAUAAUAAGAUAAGUACCUACAACAUAGAUGAAAAGAAGUUUAUUGUUAUUAUGGUUACCAAGCCGAAGUCAUCAGAAACUCCUGCAUCUUCAACUUCCGCUCCAGAGGCCGGUGAAAGUGCUUCAACUGAGAGUGGGGAUGGGAAAGAUAAGAAACCCGCCGAAGAGAUGCCUAAACCACCCGCAGCAGCAGCAGAACCCGAACGCGCCGCUGAACCGCUACUUGCUGCUAGUGAACCUGAUUUCGAAUCAACAGUUCAGAGCAUAAUGGACAUGGGUUAUAAUCGUCAGCAAGUUGAACAAGCUUUAAGAGCCUCAUUUAACAAUCGGGAACGGGCAGUUGAAUAUUUAAUAACAGGUAUACCUGAAGAACUACUUCAAGAACAAGAGGGUGAAGAAGGAACCGAUGAUGACCCAUUAGCAUUUCUUCGAGACCAACCUCAGUUUCAGCAAAUGCGUGCAGUAAUUCAGCAAAACCCAAAUUUACUAAAUGCUGUACUACAACAGAUUGGUCAAACAAACCCAGCUCUCUUACAAGCAAUAAGUCAGCACCAACAAGCAUUUGUCAGAAUGCUUAAUGAGCCUAUAAAUCCUUCAGCAUCUAGCGGAGCUGCAGCAGAGGAAAGUGCUGUGGAAUCGGGUCAACCACAGACACCACAUAAUGUAAUCCAAGUUUCCCCACAAGAUAAGGAAGCUAUUGAAAGAUUAAAAGCAUUGGGAUUCCCUGAGCACAUGGUUAUUCAAGCUUAUUUUGCUUGUGAAAAGAAUGAAAAUCUUGCUGCAAAUUUUUUGUUGUCACAAAAUUUUGAUGAUUAAAACCAUUUUUUGCUAUUGGUUAUUGUGAAGAGACAAAUUUAUUAUAAAAUUUAACAUACAAAAGUGUAAUUCUUAUGUCAAUAGCCUAAUAGUUUAUUGCUUGUAUAUUUCAUGUGUAUUUUUACACUGAAUUUCACACCAUUUUGUGUCUAAUAAAUUUCUUAUUGUUCA